This is a messenger RNA of Varanus komodoensis (Komodo dragon), 1401 nucleotides long. It is a transcript of the gene SLC30A10, whose product is annotated as solute carrier family 30 member 10. Lineage: Eukaryota; Metazoa; Chordata; Lepidosauria; Squamata; Varanidae. Bases 1 to 1401 code for a protein of 466 amino acids. Gene Ontology annotation, biological process: detoxification of zinc ion; zinc ion transmembrane transport; intracellular zinc ion homeostasis. The transcript is spliced from 4 exons. Gene Ontology annotation, cellular component: membrane. Gene Ontology annotation, molecular function: zinc ion transmembrane transporter activity. The record is from RefSeq and is a predicted model, not a curated record.
AUGGGUCGCUACACGGGCCAGACGUGCCGCCUGAUCUUCAUGCUGGUGCUGACCGCCGGCUUCUUCGUGGCCGAGCUGGUGUCGGGGUCGAUGGGCAACUCGAUCGCGCUGGUGUCCGACUCGUUCAACAUGCUCUCGGACCUGAUCGCGCUGAGCGUGGGCCUCGGCACCGGGCGCAUGGCGCGCCGCCGCGGCCGCCCGGUCAGCCCCACCGCCUCCUUCGGGCACGGGCGCGCCGAGGUGGUGGGCGCCCUCAGCAACGCCGUCUUCCUGGCGGCGCUCAACUUCACCAUCCUGGUGGAGGCGCUGCAGCGGCUGGCCGGCCCCGAGGCCAUCAGCGACGCCUUCCUCGUCCUCGUGGUGGGCGCGCUCGGCCUCGCCGUCAACAUCGUGGGGCUCCUCGUCUUCCAGGAGUGGCCCUGCUGCGGCGGGAGCAGCAGCCCCGCGGCCUCACCUCCGCCCCCGCCCGGCCAUCCCGUCGACGGCCAGCUCCACGCCGCCCCCGGCUCAGCCGCCCUCGACGGCGCCGCGGCAGCCACCGGCCCCCUCGAGCAAGUGGAAGUCGAGAUUCAAAGCACUGACGUAGCAGGUGAUUCCAUAAAUACCCAGAAAAACCUUGAAGAGGAGGUGACAGAGAAAAAAGAGAAAAAGUCUGAAGCGUUGAACAUCAGAGGUGUUCUUUUGCAUGUGAUGGGAGAUGCCCUUGGCUCAGUUAUUGUUGUAGUAGCAGCUUCAAUAUUCUAUGUGCUUCCUCUGGAAGAGAAUGAGCCAUGUAACUGGGAAUGCUACAUUGAUCCCAGCUUAACCAUAGUUAUGGUGUUCAUCAUACUAUCUUCAGCUUUCCCGCUUAUCAAGGAGACAGCCACCAUCUUGCUGCAGAUGGUUCCCAAGAGUGUUAAUAUGCAAAUACUGACAAACAAACUGUUAGAUGUGCCAGGGGUUAGCAGCAUUCAUGAGUUGCACAUCUGGGAGCUUGUCAAAGGGAAGAACAUUGCCACCCUCCAUGUGAAGUGUCACACUAAUACUGAUUACCAGGUGGCUUCUUUCAAACUGAGGGAGAUGUUCCAUGAAGCAGGAGUCCAUUCGGUGACCAUCCAGCCAGAGUUCAUUGACCACAAGAGUCCAGAGAUCCUGUGCAGUUCCCCGUGUGUCUCGAAAACUUGUGAUGCCCAGUUAUGUUGCAGCCAGCAAGAAGCAUUCCUCGCUCGGGCGAGUUACUUCCCUGAGCCAAACGGCGGCCUUUCCCCAACUCUGCAAAAACUCUUCCAUAGAAAUGAUGUUGUGGAAAUUCCCAUUGAACCCAUGUGGGCUGAAGAUGUAAAGAAAAAGAACAGUUCCCCAAAAGAUAGUUAUAAAGAAACAGGCAACACCAAACCAUGUAAAAACAGCACACAUUUUUAA